ACCUGACCGGGAAUGAACCACUACCGGCGUCUAACCGGGGAAUACUGACAGAAAAUGCACUUUAACGGGAAUAAAACAAGACUCAACUGCGCCAGAAACUAUGGACUCUGAGUCGUUGGACCGGUGCCUGCAGACGGCGCUGUCCGCUCUGUACCCGCCGUUCGAGGCCACGUCGCCCACCGUCCUCUGUCAGGUCCUCAGUGUGGUGGAGCGCUGUUACCGCGGAGACGGACUACGCUACCUGCUGCACUUCCUGCUACCGGCCAAACAGUUUCUGCAGAGCCUCCAGCAAGAUGCCUGUCUGCCGUACUGUGGUCUGCUCUUCCGUCACGAGGGCUGGCCGCUGUGCCUCCACGAGAAGAUAGUCGUCCAACUGUGCCACCUGGACCAACAUCUGCUCCGGCCGGGCGACUUCUACUUCCUGGUCUCCCCUUCCUCUUCCCCCACCUCAUCCUCCUCCUCCUCUUCUUCCUCAUCGUCGUCGUCCGCCUCCUCCUCCCGUCGCAACUCCUCCCGUUCAGGCCCGCCCACCCCUCGCCUCCUCCUCUGCAGCAUCUCCACGACCAGCCGACAUGUGGAAGAGCAAGAGAUACCGGAGCUAGCCCUGAGCUCUCUGUUUACGAUGGCUUGGUUGGAUUCGGUGAACAGGGAUCGCGAGGAGAGGGGGGUGUCCAGAAUGGAGAGACUCUUGCUUUCGGCGCACGGAGAUGUUUUUAGGGUGCCCUGGGAGGAUCUAGUCUACCCACAGUUUGUCAGUAGACCUAGAUCUUCGUUAAAAGACGUAAAAGACUUCAGUUCGCCUUUAGAACCAGACACAAUGCAAGAAAAGACUUUGUUAAGCACUUUGGGGCAAGGUAAAACGCCGUUGUCAUGUACUGUCAGUCAAUCAACUCCGAGCAGUGACGAUUCAGACUCGGAAGGCGAAUACGUGGAGCUGGCGGAUUUGACGUUGCCCCGGUUUUCGCCGCAAAAAGGUUCGCUAACUCAACUGAUCAGCCAGCAGCACAAAGCACGGACUAGCGCGCAAACUUCGGCGGACAAAAGAAAAGCGCAGCAAAACGUUCCAGCGAAAUUUCAAAACACUCCAAAGCUCUUAACAGCAGCUUCAAAAGACUCAUCCAGCUCAUGUACGGAUUCAAAACUCAAUGAUCCAAAGCCAAUUCACGAAGAAAGCUGCUUUAAAUUUGUCAGUGUGCCUGUUAUUCUUACACCAGUCCCUCAACCUCGCGCUGUUGAGGUUUCCGUUAACGAAAAGAGUCCGACAGAAGCCACAAACGUGACCAAAAGCGCAAAACAAGUCGAAAAGAAAGUUUUAGAACCUGUAGCUGACGGUUUAGCGAAUGUAGAUUUGAUCGAAGAAAGGAAAGACGGAGCGAUUGCUAGUAAAAGUGUAGAGGAGGAAGCGGAGGUAGAGUCGAUUGGAAGAAACGCUGGGGAGGACAGAGAGGUGGCGCUAGUUGAAAGAAUCGAGACGCGGGAUAAAUACGAAAGAGAAGAGCAAGAGAGUGGACUUUUAGAUCAAAUCGAGGAUCUAAAUGUAGGAAAAACGCUUUGCACAGAGUUGGAUAACGUAGAUUUAAAAGACGCAUGUAUAGAAAUUGAACUAACGCAAAAAACACGAUCUGAUUUCCACUCUGAAAACACAAAUUUAGAGGAGAUUAAUCUUGAAAACAAUACAGAAAGUGAAUAUUUUGAUACCACAGAAAGCCAAAGUCUUGAGGAUAACACGCUUGAGUCUGAAAACGGUAAACAGUAUUGCAAAAGUACAGCUGAACCAUCGGAAAAGGUCGAACCAUCACUAGACGCGUACAUCGACGACCAAUUUCAAAAGCAGGGCGAAGAGUCACAAUCGCGCAUUAUAUAUUUGGAAGCAACCGGUUGUGGGAGCUUUGAAUUUUUUGACUCGCAAAGUGAAAAAUGUGUUAACAAAAUGGACGAUUUUGGAGAGACAGACUUGCGGUUUUCAGAAAUGGACGACUCGCAAGACGAUUUAGUUGACGAUUUCGUUCAGCUCAUAUCGGGCGACCAGUGUGAAAUGGAAACGCAGUACCAGCUGUUUGAGAUGAACAUGCAACGUUUGAACGCGGAAUUUGAGAACGCGCAAAAAACUCAAGACGAAAUGUCUGAAACCAAGUCUGAGUUUGUAGAACCGGAUGAUUCGGAUUUUGAUUUGGAAAAAGAAAAUGCCGAACAAUCGGAAACGCAAGACAUGGACUCAAAAGACUCUGAUGAAAUCAUUUUGGAUUUGGACAAAAGUGAAGAGAACUCACUUACUCAAACUGAAAUCGAAACAAAUCAUGAAGAAGAUGUGAUUACUGAUAAAACGCAAUCUGAACUAUGUAAAACUGAAGAUGCUGUUAGUGAAAAUGCUGAAAAAAUGCCUGAAUUUUCAAGCUUGGAAGUAGUCCAUGAAAUCGUUGAUAGUCAGAAGACGGAAAUUGAAAUUGACGAUAUCCAACUAGAUGAGCAAACAGAAAUUCCUUAUUCGGAAAGUUUAGAAGAUCUGACUGAAAAACAGAUUUGUGAAGUUGAUGAAGAGGAGACAACAAUUUUUGAAACAAAAAUUUAUUUUCCAGGUCUUGAAAUGUCAAAUGAACCAGACUUUGACGAUCUUGAAAUUAAAAAUAUUCUGUCUGAAAUAGUGGACAAAGUUGAAAACGAUGUGGAAACAAGCCAAACAGAAAUGCAGAGUACAGAUAAAACGCAUUCAUAUUCUAGUGCUACGUUCUUAGAGGAGCAAAUUGAUCUUUUGGAGAUGGAAUUUAAAUAUUUGCAAAGUAAAAUUUUGCAAAGAAACCACGAAGAAUUGGAAGAAAAGCAAAGCUCCACGCAAGAAGACAUGGCGACUGCAAGAAGUGAAGAAACAGCGACGCCAGACGGAGAAAGUGAACCAAAAAACGUUGAAAAUGUUUUGAGUUUUGAAGAAGAAAUAUUGCAAGUUGAAGAUCUGUCUAGCAAGAAAUCCGUUGAAGACGAUAAAGCGGAUUUACAAAACGAAACUGAAAGUCCACAAGGGAAGGAAGAGGUUGAGUUUCCACAACCUAAUGAUUCCAAAAUACAAGACGGUAAUAACAACGAAUCCAAACUAUACUCAGACAACGCACUUAAACUGGACACAAUUUUUGAACUUCCGGAAAAUCAGGAGUUAAAAUCGUCUCAGGAAAUACCAGAAAGAGUUGAAGAUUCAAGCGUUUUAGACCAACCAGAAGUUCAGAGCACAGUUUCAGAUAAAGAAGCAGAAACACCCUUGGAUACAACUCCUUGCUUAAAUUCUGAGAUUGCUGUGACUGUAAACGCAAAAACUGAGCACUUAUUGUCAAAUCUGGACGAAAUCGCUGAAUCUUCGGAAAAAUCUUCUCUAGAAACGCCAGAGACUGUUGACGUUGAAAGCGUUUCGGACCAACCAGGAGUUAAAAACGGCGAUUCGCAAAUUCAGGAAGCGACAUCACCCGUGGAUAUCCAAACUCCUUGUUUACCUUCUCAAAUAUCCAAUAUGGAAAAUAACAAAAAUGGGAAAACUGAGCACUUAUUGUCAAAUUUAGACAUAAUUGAGGACAAAAACGAAAAAAUCCAAAAGGAAAACUGUGAAGCGCCUGUAACGUCCAACAUUGUUAAGGUAGAAGAAGCAAAACCAGUUAUGAUUUUGCCAGAAAGCGGACUUAAAAAUGAAGAUUCGAAGAAAGAAGAUAAGCUGGAUUUAAAACUUACAAACUCUGAAUCGUUUGAGCAUCAAAACGGGCAAGUUGAGAGUCCAAAAGUGCAGCAAAUAAACUUACAAGAGCCAGUCAAUGGACCUAAAGUGAAGACGGAAGAAACUAAAGCUGUUGUUGAGUCACGGAAAGGACGUAAUACUAACAAAGUUCCCACUGAAGGUUCAAAUGCUAUUCACCCCAAACCUGGUCUGAGCAACGGUUCAGUCCCCAAAUCUCCAGAAACUCCGUCUCCAUCUGAACUGAACCCGUCUGCGCCUCUGCAGCUGUCCAAGUCUCCUCAGUCCAGGUUCAACAGGGUCCUGCUCAGCUCCGGAGUCCUCUGUCUGCCUGGAUCCAGAGACAGAGGUGGUCGAGCUGUUGUGACUGCAAACCUCAGAAGUCCACUGUGGACCAGUCCAGACUGUGACAGCGCUGAACUGCUGCAAGUCCUGCUCUACUACCUCUCCACUCUCAGGAAGGAGGUACAAGCCCUGGGUCUGACGGUUUUGGUGGACGUCCGAAGAGCGCCCCCUGUGCCCGCUCUCUAUAAUGCGCUCCGCUCCCUGCAGGAGGGCACCCCAGGCUCUGUCCACUCUGUGCUGCUGUUAAUUAAUAAAGAUUCACCGGUACGACUGGAGAAACCUCCUUAUCUUCAGGUGGAGAUGCUUUACUCCAUGAAGUCUCUGCAGAAACACGUGGACCUGAAGCAGCUCCCUGUCGAGUUCGGAGGCUCCUUUAACUUCAGUCAGAGCAGCUGGCUUUGCUACAGAGCGAGAGUGGAGAACUUGACGAAUCAGUGCAACAAUGUGAUCAACCUCCUUCAUGAAACCAUCAACAUCCUGGAGACCACACCUCUUCCUGAAGAUGCACAGAAUGCCAAGCAGCUGUUGUCCAAGUACAAUGCAGUGAUGUGCAGCAUUCUUCAGGACAGUCGACUGGUCCAGCUGCAGCAGGAGGGCGGAGCGUCACUGUCCAGGCUCCGAAGAGACGAGAGCAGCAUCUGUGCCACUGACGACUACAGGGCGGCAGUGGAGACAGUCUCCUCUCUCUAUGAUCAGGUGGAUGAACUGCUGCAUCGUCUCGUCACUUUGUCGAACUCCAAAACCCAAGAGAUAAACUUUAUCCUGGAGUUCACUGGACUGGAGUCGGGAUUCGCUGAGGUGCGGCAGUGGCUGGAGGAGGAGGGAGAAACCAAACUGAAGACUCUGGAUGAACCCGAAGAUUCACUGGCGCUGCUCCUCAAACACCAGAAAGACUUUAAGGACUUCUGCCCCACCGCCUUCGACUGGUGUAAACGGGGGCAGGCUCUGUUGAAGCGCCUGGAGCACUGGGACAACAUCUCCUCCGCAGAGCUCCAGGCCUACGAGGACAAAGUUCACGCCUUCUGGGCCCAGCUCCAGGAUUUCUCCCAAAGAGUGACCAACACCGGACAGAACAUCGACCGAGCAGUCAGACUCUUCAGCUUCUUAGACCAGGCCUAUGGCUGGGCUCUGGCAGGUAUGCGUCACUUAGCUGGCGUCACCAUGGAGGACUGCUCUCUGCCCGAGAAAUGCCCAGUCGUGAUCAGCUGUUUGGAAGAAUACAAUCGCCUCCACCCGCCCAUCCCCGACUCCCACUUCCAGGAAAUGAGAGUUUUGGCCGGGGAACUUCGAGGGGAACGCGGCCUCAGACAGUGGAGCUUCGCGUGGGCCAAGUGUCAAGAAACUAAAAAAAUGUUCGAUCGUAAAAUGGAAGCAGCUUUGCGGACAAGAGACUCCAACCAGCGACGCAGAUCCGACUCUGAGCAAAGCAAAAGUUCUUCCAGUUUUUCCAGAAAGUCUUUGUCUGGGUUUUGGGGUACGAAGGACUCCUCUCAAAUGUCCCCGAAUCAGAACGAUGAAACCGCCAGUACUUGCUCAUCGUCUACUCCAUCACCUCCGAGAAAUUUAAACUCUCCUUUCACAUCCACCCCUCAACACACACCGCUUCUGCAAAGACUAUUCCGAAGUCCUUCCAAUUUGGAUGAAAGUAAAGAUUCAGUUGAAUCCCCGUCUUCGCCAGCGUCAAGUCUACCGCGUCUAGACUCCACAGCUAGUUUUAAUUCCACAUUAACAUCUCCGUCAGUCUGCUCUUCUUCUUCUUUUACUCCCCUCGGCAGAAGACAGCAGCUGCGGAAGACCCAAAGUUUUGACUGUCCACCCACUCCAGACCCAACACGCUACGGCGCCACUCCCAGGACCCUGAGUGAACCAGCGCGGAGGGGGAACACGGGGGUCUUCAUAAAGGGGCUGGAGGUGUCGAGCACAGAGGCAGCUGACCGCACGCUCUGCCCCAGGACGGGAGCUCAGAGCUGGGCCGGACACGCCACCAGGAGCCCCAGCACCCAGAGCAUCAACAGCGUGAGCUCCACAGCAGAGCAGAGGCCCCGGGGGAGUAAACUGCGUCACAUCGUGGAGGAGAUGGUGACCACAGAGCGGGAGUACGUGCGCUCGCUCCGGUACAUCAUCCAUCACUACUUUCCGGAGAUGGAGCGUCCGGACCUGCCCCAGGACCUGAGGGGGAAACGCUCUGUGGUGUUUGGGAAUCUGGAGAAACUUCUGGACUUCCACAGCCAGUUCUUCCUCAAAGAGCUGGAGGCCUGCUGGAAACACCCGCUCAGAGUCCCACACUGCUUCCUCAGACAUCAGGAGCAGUUCGGCCUCUACGCCCUCUACAGCAAAAACAAGCCCAAGUCUGACGCUCUCCUGUCCCACCACGGAAACGCCUUCUUCAGGAGGAAGCAGGUGGAGCUGGGAGAUAAGAUGGACCUGUCGUCGUACCUGCUCAAACCCAUUCAGAGGAUGAGUAAAUACGCCCUGCUGCUGUCCGAUCUCAUAAAGGAAGUGGGCGUGUCCCAGUCGCAGGAGGCGGAGCUCGCCACGCUGCACGCCGCCACAAACAUGGUCAAGUUCCAGCUGCGCCACGGCAAUGACCUUCUGGCCAUGGACGCCAUUCGAGACUGCGACGUGAACCUAAAGGAGCAGGGUCAGCUGAUUCGUCAGGAUGAGUUCACGGUCUGGAGCGGGAGGAGGAAAUGUCAGCGUCACGUGUUUCUGUUCGAGGACUUGGUUCUGUUCAGUAAACCCAAACGCAUGGAGGGAGGCCUGGACGUAUUCAUCUACAAACACUCCUUUAAGACUGCAGAUGUGGGCCUGACUGAGUCCACUGGAGAUGACGGACUGAAGUUUGAGAUUUGGUUCAGACGAAGAACCUCCAAAAACCAGACCUUCAUCCUGCAGGCGCCGAGUUCAGAGGUCAAACAGAACUGGACCAGUGACAUCGCACGGCUGCUCUGGAACCAGGCCACACGCAACAAGGAGAUGCGUCUGAAGGAGAUGGUGUCGAUGGGCGUCGGGAGCAAACCGUUUCUGGACAUUCAGCCGAGCGACGCCGCCAUCAGUGACCGAGCCGUGCACUACAUCAUGAAGAGCAGAGGUGCCCGGACCAGAGCGUCUAUAGCCGUGUCCGUGUUCGACCACUCCAACCCUUUUAAGAGAUCCGUGACCUCUGACCCCCCUGCUGGUGUCGGCCCGUCCUCCUGCAGCCUCCUGGGACCCCUCAACCUCCACAUGUUCAGUCAAACACUGCCCCCUGCUGGUACCUCUGAGAGCUCCUUCAUAAAUUCCUGCAUAGAAGAAGACGAACAGGAGCACGAGACCAGCAGCCAGCCCUCAAUGACCACAGAAAGCUCAGGCUCAUCUUCUCGGUGUCUCUCGGGCUCCACCGGCUCGGACAGCGGCUGUGUGUCAUCUCACCUGCAGGAGGCGCUACAGGAGGAGCAGAACCCGAGCCAGGCCUCCUCUUCCUCCUCCUCGUCCUCCUCCAACCCCCCUCCCGCCAACAAACAGCACCACAGCAGCCCCUACAUUUCAACGAAUGCAGGUCCAGUCAUCGGUCCAGCAACGAUAGUGUGAUCAGGACACAAGAGGUCCUGGAGCAGACACGGACACAGCACUGUUCAAUAAUCACUUUGAGUUUUUUAUUGUUUAAAUUUGUUGUUAUUUAUGUGUUGGGAGCUGCAGUUUGACUGGUCUGUUCUGUAAAUAUAAGCAGUCAUAGUUCAUAAGGACGAUCUGUGUUUCCUCUGUUGGAGUUUUGCUCUUUAAGUCUCCAUAGACGUAGCUUUGUGCCCGUUAACUGUACAUGAGUGUAAAUAUCUGCGGCCGCUGUAACUUUCUACUUGAAAAUAAACAAAAC
Molecule: messenger RNA, 7907 nt
Organism: Boleophthalmus pectinirostris (great blue-spotted mudskipper)
Lineage: Eukaryota; Metazoa; Chordata; Actinopteri; Gobiiformes; Gobiidae
Gene: plekhg4
Product: pleckstrin homology domain containing, family G (with RhoGef domain) member 4
Exons: 26
Coding region: 101-7624 (2507 amino acids)
Molecular function (GO): guanyl-nucleotide exchange factor activity
Source: RefSeq, a predicted model, not a curated record